UACCUGAAAGAUGAGCCCAAGAUUAGGUCUUUGGAUCAGUUCACUGCCGAUCCGUGGGAUAUGUUUUCCAAACCAUUGAUGACAGGAAACCGACGAAAUGAAAUGAUAAUCGCAGACAUGGAGAGCAAGUCUGAUACGGAAGAUGAGAAGUCUUCGUCACUGAUAUUGUGUGGAACUGAUAGUUGUGGUGAAGACAGGAUGAGUGUCUCUGAUCUCGAUAUCAACGAAAAGAACUCAGACUCUGGUUUGAGUUCAAGUGGCAGUAGUGUUAUCUCAUGGGACAGUUGUGACGCCCAAACUCUAGCAGCCAUUGUGUCCACUACUUUGAAACAACAACUUCAAUGUCAACCACCGAUUAAAUCAAAUAAGAAUCGAAUUAAGAGCUCUUCUUCUCGGAGAACAACUGCAAAAAUCUCCACUGACUUGAAAAACAAUUGUUCAGUAAAUCAUCAAAACAGUCACAUAAGUCAUCAUCAAUUGAAUCACUCCUCGCAUAUGAUUCGCAAACAUCAUACCGAAGACGACGACUCGACCUCCACUCUCACCCCUCCCUCCUCUCCAGAGCCACAAUUGAAAGUCAAUUUGAUUGACAGAACUGUUGAAUACUUGAGCGAAGGAACUACUGUUCCGCUCAAUAUUGUCACCGCAGAAGCCAUACCUUUGAACGACUCAUCAGUCAUUGCAAUAUCGGGUUCAUCUAAAACGGACAUGAGUUCCGACUCGCCAUCCAAUGUCUCGCCGCAGUGUAGUUCCCGAUCCAGAGGUCGCUUUGAAAUCAAUCCCGACUCCAAACGCCGUAUACAUAAAUGUCAGUUCAAUGGAUGCAAAAAAGUUUACACUAAAUCAUCCCAUCUUAAGGCCCAUCAAAGGACGCACACAGGUGAGAAGCCAUACAAGUGCUCGUGGGAGGGAUGCGAAUGGCGUUUUGCCAGAUCUGAUGAAUUGACUCGUCAUUUCCGAAAGCAUACGGGAAGUAAACCAUUCAAAUGCAGUCAUUGUGAGAGAUGUUUCUCCCGUUCCGACCAUCUGGCCCUCCAUAUGAAGCGCCACCAGUGAUGACCGAUUUGUGCCAAUUCUGCACAUAUUUGCUGUCAUUAUAACCAAAAGUUAUGUUUUAGUCAUCACUAGUGCAGUUGAGCCCUAGUCUCGCAAAUGGGAUAUAAACGAUCCCUUCAUUCCUAUCCCGAACGGGAAUGGGAACAAUAUUUUGCUUACGGGAACUAUUGGGAGCCCAACACAGGUAUCCCAUGAAAUUGUCGUUUCAAAUAAACUGCAUUACAAUAAGUUUCUACUCUAUGUGUAUAUGCAUUACUCCUAUAGACCUUUCUGUACAGUACAUCAAUUGAUACAUAUGAUGCAUAUUAUGACUAAUCUAUAAUCA
This is a messenger RNA of Medioppia subpectinata, 1381 nucleotides long. The record is from the annotation of a GenBank genome assembly. NCBI's taxonomy places the organism in Eukaryota, Metazoa, Arthropoda, Arachnida, Sarcoptiformes, Oppiidae.